Lolium rigidum is the source of this 1647-nucleotide messenger RNA. RefSeq names its product MEIOTIC F-BOX protein MOF-like. The transcript is spliced from 5 exons. The record is from RefSeq and is a predicted model, not a curated record. Lineage: Eukaryota; Viridiplantae; Streptophyta; Magnoliopsida; Poales; Poaceae. Bases 1 to 1386 code for a protein of 461 amino acids. Gene Ontology annotation, molecular function: protein binding.
AUGUCCCGCAAGAAAGUAAAAGUUGACACUGUCGAGGGAGAUGCCGCCGCUGCCGAUGAUCGUCUUAGUGCCCUCCCGGACGACCUCCUCCACAAGGUCAUGUCGUUCCUGAGGGCGUGGGAGGUGGCUCGCACCUGCGUGCUCUCGCGCCGCUGGCGCAACCUCUGGGCUUCCGCGCCCUGCGUCGACCUCCGGGUCUGUUGCAAACACCGUCACCGCUGGCUCCCUCUGCGCCUCACCAGGUUCGCCAACCACUUCUUGCUCCUGCGCGAGGUGUCUGCGCCGUUGCACACGCUCCGGCUCCUGUCCACCGCCGACCUUAACGGUACUCCUACGCUCCCGUACAGCCCCAAAUACGACGAGGACGGGGAGGAUUACUGCUCUACGGAUGUCGAGAUGUGGAUCCGUGCUGCCAUAAACCGCGGGGCUCGCUUUAUCCAGCUUAGUAAACAUCCAAGGCAGGAUGACUUAUCUGACCUUGAGUCCGUGCCCCUCAUCUCCUGCCACCUCAAACACCUGCACCUAUCGGGUACAAUGUUGUACGACAGGACACUAAGGCAGCUCUGUUGUCAGUGCCCUUCUUUGGAAAUCCUGGAGCUCAAGGAGUGCCACUUGGAUGGCCCCCAGAUAUCAUCUACCUCACUUAUCAGUUUGACCAUGGUCGACUGCAGGAUCAGGACAGAACUCUCCAUCGCUGCUCCAAACCUCGUAUCACUGCGCUGUGUCAAUCCGUACCACCAUGCUCCCUCAUUCGAAAACAUGGGGACUCUGGCCACGGCCACCAUCACGCUUAAGGACUCUUUCUUGCAUGAUAAGUUUGAAGACAGGUACAUUGAACCCGAUCCAGAAGUGUUUGAGUGUGACAGCAGCAGUGACCGUGAAUCAGAUGAUGAUAGUGAUGCUGAUAGCAAUUUGAGUGAAGAAUUCUAUGGUGAUGAAGUUUUAGGUGGCCAAAAUGUUAUCCGCAGCCUUUCAAAUGCUACAAGUUUGGAGCUGAUAGCUGAUGUCGGAGAGUUGAUUCUGAAUAGGGAAAUGGAAAUGUGCCCAAUUUUUAGCAACCUAAAGGUGUUAACCCUUGGUGAAUGGUGUAUGGCUGAUGACUUCCAUCCAUUAGUCUUGUUCCUGCAGCAUGCUCCAAAUCUGGAGAGGCUUUUUCUUAAACUUAAAGUGGAUCAUGAGGAAAUAGAAGACGAUAUCAAACCAGAGGGUAGAUCGUUUGUUUGCAAAAACCUUGCGACGGUCGAGAUAAAAUGUCCCAAGGAUGAUGAAAGAGUUCAUGUGUUAGCACAUUUCUUCGUGGCUAAUGGCAUAGCCAUGGAAAAGAUAUCUGUCUAUCACCGUCCGACUCGCCAAACUUGCAAAUCCUUGGCCUUAAGAUGGGGCUGAUGAGUAGAACCUACAGUUUUGGCGAUGAUCCUCUCACACGGCACAGAUCAUGGCUGCAGAAUUAAACAGAGCUGCUGAUGCUUCUUGUGCGUAUCUCUGAAGUCUGAACCAUGUGUGGGCCGUGUGGCUACAUGAAACCCAUAAAAAGUCAAGAUUGUUUUUGUCGCGUUACGAGUUAACAUUAUUAUAUAUAGUCAACAUUAAUUCGUACUUAGACAAGUACUAUGAAAAUGAUGUUACCAUGGUAUUAUAUCCUAGUUA